AUGAAAACCGCGGAACGUGAUGCUUUCCAUCUCGCCCUCAAAUCCCUCGUUGGUGAGGUAGCCCAUUCCAACGUUAUGUAUGGUGGCGACCUUUGCGUCUUCCCAAACUCAAUGGAUCAACAAAAAAUCCUCCUUUCCACCUCCCAGCUAGCAGACAGAAACUUUACUUGCUCCCUCCCUUCGUCUUCCUCCUCCAUGAGCAAGGGAGUCAUUUUUGAUGUCCCAGUUGAUGACAAGGAAGAAGACAUUCUCGCAGCGCUCUCCAACCAAAACGUCAUCGCAGUUAAAAGGCUACCCAUGAAAGGCCACCCUGAAAUACACUCCAAAACCGUUCUCCUCUCUUUCUCGUCCACCCUCCCAGAUAAAGUCAACAUGGCCGCACUCAUGUACAAGGUCCACUUGUCCAUCCCGAACCCAUUUCGUUGCAAAAAAUGUUGGCGUCUCGGCCACACCUCCUCAAAAUGCAGCUCUAAUCUUACUAAAUGCAAAAAAUGUGGGUCCCUUCACGCACCAGAUUUUCUCUGCGUCACCAAAUGCGUCAAUUGCAGUAGUCCUUCUCAUGAGUCCGACAGUGAAAACUGUCCCGAAUUCCUCGAGCUCAAAGCCAUCCUAAAAUUCGCCGCAUUAAACGGGAUCUCUGUUCAGGAAGCGCGUUCUAAACAUAAGAGCUUAUACAGCCAAACCAUCCUCAGAGCUAAACGUAGCUCGCCUCACUCGGACCCAAGCAACUCGAAUCCCACCAUCCCUGAUCUUUUGAGCUCCCAAAUAUCCUCUCUUCAAGACGAAAUCAAACAAGUGAGAGAGAUCACUCUCCCCGGCCUAAAUGCAUCCAUUGCCGCCUUAAAUAAAGACCUCGAUAACACCAAAAAGAAAGUAGCUAAUUUUGACCAGCGCUUUGACAAUUUCGCCCAAAAACAAGACUCUCGAUUCGACUCUAUCGAAUCAUUAUUGAAACAACUCACCGCUGCCAUCUCUCCACUGACUUCUUGCCAGUCCCCUUCCGUCAUUACGGGCAAAGACGUUAACCUCAACCCUGCUCUCCCCACCUCCUCUUUUAACCAUAGCCCAAUUGAGCCUAUGACCAAUCCCCCCCUAAGCAGUGUCAAUGAAUACUUUUCAGAAAACCACCUCGCUUUCUCCAAUAACUUGUCUAAUGAUUAA
This is a messenger RNA of Daphnia pulicaria, 1161 nucleotides long. RefSeq lists its product as uncharacterized. Lineage: Eukaryota; Metazoa; Arthropoda; Branchiopoda; Diplostraca; Daphniidae. The record is from RefSeq and is a predicted model, not a curated record. The transcript has a single exon. Bases 1 to 1161 code for a protein of 386 amino acids.